Molecule: messenger RNA, 2828 nt
Organism: Neoarius graeffei (lesser salmon catfish)
Lineage: Eukaryota; Metazoa; Chordata; Actinopteri; Siluriformes; Ariidae
Gene: foxl2l
Product: forkhead box L2-like
Exons: 1
Coding region: 84-926 (280 amino acids)
Biological process (GO): anatomical structure morphogenesis; cell differentiation; regulation of transcription by RNA polymerase II
Molecular function (GO): RNA polymerase II cis-regulatory region sequence-specific DNA binding; DNA-binding transcription factor activity, RNA polymerase II-specific
Source: RefSeq, a predicted model, not a curated record
UACACACCUGCACGGUUUGAUCUCGUGAACGCUGAAGCGCUUCCAACCUGUUUAUCUCCAUCCCAAUCUGAGGUAACCCGAGUAUGGAGUAUGGAGGACCUGAGGAGCUGUCCGGUCAGGAACCGGAACCUUUGGACAUCUCCCUGGAUGCGGUGUCCACCACCGGAGAGGUGGACGAGAACGCAGGUGCGCGCGCCGCCGCCGGGACCGACAUGAUGAAAGGUUUGGAAGAGAAGCCGCCGUACUCGUACGUAGCGCUCAUCGCGAUGGCCAUCCGAGAGAGCACUGAGAAGAAACUGACUCUGAAUGGGAUCUACCAGUUCAUUAUUUCCAAGUUCCCUUACUACGAGAAGAACAAGAAGGGAUGGCAGAACAGCAUCCGGCACAACCUCAGCCUCAAUGAGUGUUUCGUGAAAGUGCCUCGGGACAGCAAUGGAGAGAAGAAAGGCAACUUCUGGACGCUUGAUCCGGCUUUCGAGAACAUGUUCGAUAAGGGCAACUACCGGCGCAGGAAGCGCAUCAGGAGAUCUUACCGAGCACCGGCUUUACCCUUUAUACCGUCUGUGAACUUCACCGAGCCGCUCUACUUCUCUCAGGAGCCUGUGUACUGGCAAACCCCGCUGGUCGGAGGCUCAUGGAGCGUCGUGCCUCAGCCUGGGGUUCCAGCUUACAGCUUCCACAGCAGCCGGAACGCGCGUCCUGCGUCUCCAAACACCUACGCCAGUUCCCCAGUGAGCUAUUACCACCACACCGCUAACAUCCACCCGUCCUACGGACCGUACCAGCACCCAUACCAUGCUCUCGCACCGCACAUCGGGGGCACUUUAAGCGGCGUCUCGGCACCGGAGAGUCCCAACAACAUCGCCAACAAUUACGCACCGCAGCAUCCAUACAGCCAGGCCGACCUGGAGCACGGCUUUGACUGACUGAAAACCCGAGGUCUGGAUUACAAUUCUCCAGAAAUAUGGAUCUUCAGCCUCCAGAUCCAUCGCCUACGUUCCUGAAAGUGUUCUCAAAUCUCCAGCGCGUCAGUUUUACGCAUAAACCUUCCUGACUUCCAUAAACUGUUCGACUGUAAUUCGUUUACCACAAACUCUACAACCAGUACCGAGAAGGUUAGUUCCUUGAAAGUGUUGGGUGUGUUUUUUUCUUCUUCUUACAAUAAUUGUGAAAAUGUUCUCUAAAACCGAAUCGAACCUGUGCAAAAGUUUAGGCACCCCAUGUUGUGCACCCUUUUAUUUGAUGACUUCUCAUCUCAUCUCAUUAUCUGUAGCCGCUUUAUCCUGUUCUACAGGGUCGCAGGCAAGCCUACACUCUCAAAAGAGAUGUGUUAAAAACAACACAUAUUUAACACAUCAGCGUGUUUAUAUAAGGACAACACAGUUUGUGUUAAUAAAUGUGUUGAACUCUAUAACACAGUAACUGUGUUGAACUAUUUAACACACUAGUGUGUUAAAACAACUCAGUUUGUGUUUUAUUUAUUUAUCCCAGCUGACUACGGGCGAAAGGCGGGGUACACCCUGGACAAGUCGCCAGGCCAUCACAGGGCUGACACAUAGACACAGACAACCAUUCACACUCACAUUCACACCUACGGUCAAUUUAGAGUCACCAGUUAACCUAACCUGCAUGUCUUUGGACUGUGGGGGAAACCGGAGCACCCGGAGGAAACCCACGGUGAGAACAUGCAAACUCCACACAGAAAGGCCCUCGCCGGCCCCGGGGCUCGAACCCGGACUUUCUUGCUGUGAGGCGACAGCGCUAACCACUACACCACCGUGCUGCCUUGAUGACUUCUCUAGGAAGAAAAAAAAAAUUAGGCUUCCAAACAGUUUUACAGCACACAGUUAAAUGUUACAGGGGGAAAAAAUAAUAAUUUAACGCUUGAAUGUUUGUCUGUCAGGAAAGAAAGCAUGACAGAUCAGGUUUUAGACCAAAACAUAAUAAAGGAUGCUGGAUUUCGGUGCAAAAAUAAGUCUGACCAAGUCUCCAGAAGAUCUGUGUCUGGUUCUGCAAAAUUCUCAAUAAACCUUCGAGCUCAUUUUCUUAUAAAAUUGCACACAUUGUGCUUGAGACUAUUUUUCUUGAGAGCAAAUCAAAUGUUUCUACAUUAAAAAAAUACUAUAAAGUGCAGUAAACAGCUGUCCAAAAAAUACUGUAAAGUGCACAAUAUUUGGUGUGACAACCCUUUGCUGUAAAAAAAAAAAAAAAGUACAGCAGUCUUAGGAGGAAAUGAUCUGUAAGGCUUACUGAGAAUCUUGCAGAACCAGAAUCUGGAGCAGCAGUUAUGUUUGUUUUUUGUUUUUUUGGUCUGAAGUGGUUUCUUACAUACAGUAAUAUACUGCUUCCUUUACUCACCUACAAACAAUUUUCCCCCUCUGUAACAUUUAAUUUUAUGCUGGAAAACUAGUGUUUGGAAAUCUAAAAUGUUUUUGCACUGUAGAAGUCAUCAAAUAAAAGUUUGUACUAUUAAAAAAAAGGGGGGGCUAAACUUUUGCACAUCAAUAUAUUUUACGUAUAGACAAGCUUCUUGUUCACUUUUGGUUAGUGGUUACAAGUUGUUAUUUUUUUAUAGAUGCAUUUUUCAACAAAAUGUUAAGCUAUUUGUUUCUAUUGUUAUUUAUUUUAAAGUUUUACCCAUAAUAUCUUUGUGUUUUGGUUCUUUUUUUUAAUCAGACCCCUGUAAGGAAUUUAAUUAGAAGUUUUGUUCCCUUUAACAGACAUUGAUUAGAUGUUGACUUUAACAUUGAUAACACUGAUGUUGGUGUGAAGUCUUCAUUCAGCCCUAUAUUGUUACGUUUUAUAAUAAACAGAAUUGUGCUCUGUCA